Messenger RNA from Alosa alosa (allis shad), 824 nucleotides. RefSeq lists its product as uncharacterized. The coding region runs from base 64 to 747 and encodes 227 amino acids. The transcript has 7 exons. The record is from RefSeq and is a predicted model, not a curated record. Lineage: Eukaryota; Metazoa; Chordata; Actinopteri; Clupeiformes; Clupeidae.
CCAUCUGCAGCCUCAGGAAGACCUCCAGUUCAGGCCUCAACAAGUAGGCUCCACACAGAGACAAUGGAAAGACCAAAAAAAAAAAUCUGCAAUAAUGGAGCCAAAAGCCAGACCUUGCCAGCCAUACCACCAUUUCCAUUUCCACCAUCAACACCAGAGACAGUCCCAGAUCUAAGACAAGAUGAAAGAGAACUCCGACUCUUUCAGAUGCUAGAGGAGAUAAAAGGCCAAGUCAGACAAAAUUCUCUUCUGCUUCAGGCAAUUUUGAGAAGAGAGAGUGUCACUGAAGUCAGCAGUUUUCCAGAUUUUGAGUUUCUUCUACAAAAUAUUAAUGAUAUAAAAAAAAUGGAGGACUGGCUUUCUGACAAAGAAACACGGCGCUCUCUGGGAAAACAUCUCAUGAGUUUGGGUGGGACAACAACAAAAGAUAUAAUCUACAGGAUCAUGCGUGAAACAAUCAGCAAUGAUUUAGCGAAAAAGUUUAACUGGAUGGGCAGGGGGCAGAAAAGUCCUUUCUCUGUGUUGAACCUGGCAAAGGUCAUCAUAGAUGCUGCCAAAAAACAAGGGGCCACCUUAAUGGAGGCAGAAGAAAAGAUAAAAACAUGGCUGAAAUACAGCGGUGACCGAAAUGGAGGAAGAAAAAGGAGAUCAGAAAAGGAGAGGCAGACGCAUCCCCCAUCACAUUCUCCAUCUGACAUCAGCAGCGAAUCCGAGGUGUCUGAAAUAUCUGACAUUGAGCAGAACUGAUUGAUGACCCAUCAACCCUUGAGGAUCUCACCACAUAAAUGUUUAUUAUUAAAUCAAUAUGUAUUAUUAAAUGUAUU